Molecule: messenger RNA, 1094 nt
Organism: Phragmites australis (common reed)
Lineage: Eukaryota; Viridiplantae; Streptophyta; Magnoliopsida; Poales; Poaceae
Product: vesicle-associated membrane protein 714-like
Exons: 4
Coding region: 150-815 (221 amino acids)
Biological process (GO): vesicle-mediated transport
Cellular component (GO): membrane
Source: RefSeq, a predicted model, not a curated record
GCGAGUGAAGCUGCAAAGAGACAGUCGAGAGAGUCCAAAUCCCCAAUUACAGUUACAGUCCCCCAACCCAAGGCGAGAUCGGAUCAGAUCUCAUCCAAUCCCAGUCCUAUUUCCAAUUCCGAGGAUCUCAAGGGCGUGCCCGGGGAUCGAUGGCGAUCGUGUACGCGCUGGUGGCGCGCGGCACGGUGGUGCUGGCCGAGUUCGCCGCCGUCUCCGGCAACGCCGGCGCCGUGGCCCGCCGCAUCCUGGAGAAGCUGCCGCCGGAUGCGGAGUCGCGCCUCUGCUUCGCGCAGGACCGAUACAUCUUCCAUGUCCUCCGCGCCGACGGUGGCAUCACCUUCCUCUGCAUGGCCAACGACACCUUCGGCAGAAGGGUUCCCUUUCUGUACCUCGAGGACAUCCAGAUGAGGUUUAUGAAGAAUUACGGCAGAGUCGCGCAUUCCGCCCUGGCUUACGCCAUGAAUGAUGAGUUCUCCAGAGUGCUCCAUCAGCAAAUGGAGUUCUUCUCCAGUAACCCCAGCGCUGACACUCUGAACCGUCUCCGUGGAGAAGUUAGUGAGAUACACACGGUCAUGGUUGACAACAUUGAGAAAAUUCUGGACAGAGGUGAUCGCAUCUCACUUCUUGUGGACAAGACCUCCACCAUGCAAGACAGCUCUUUUCACUUCCGCAAGCAAUCCAAGAGGCUCCGGAGAGCUCUUUGGAUGAAGAAUGCCAAGCUUCUAGCUGUGUUGACAGUUGUCAUCGUACUGCUACUUUACUUGAUCAUUGCCGCUUUCUGUGGAGGUCUUUCCCUACCAUCCUGCAGAUCAUGAACAACACACCAUAUGGCCAUUCCCCAUUUGGGGUGUAAUACCAUGGAAUGAUGCAUGCUGCUGUGUUAAGAUCUGUUGAGCACUUGAGCUUUCAGAGCCAGAAAAUAUGGUUUGAGAAACAGAUUUGCAGUUUGGUUUUGAGUAAGAGGGAGUUUGCUUUUUGCUGAUAGGAGUUAAUAUGAAGUGGUUUGUAGAAAAUGGGAUCAGCAUGUACAGUAUGUGGAUUCUUGUUUGAGGCACCUGAGCAAUAAGGAUGGAGGUUGCACUUUUCUGUGGUUA